AUGAGUCGUUUAUUCAACCUCGGGUUGAUUGCAUCAUGGUACUCCUCUAAUAUAGGAGUUUUGCUAUUAAACAAAUAUCUGCUUAGCAGCUAUGGAUUCAAGUUCCCCAUAUUUCUCACACUGUGUCAUAUGAUGGCAUGCUCAUUGUUUAGUUAUAUUGCAAUUUCAUGGCUCAAGGUUGUGCCUUUGCAGACUAUAAGGUCAAGAUCACAGUUUUUAAAGAUCACUGCUCUUGGGAUCAUAUUUUGCUCUUCUGUGGUGACGGGUAACAUAUCUCUUAGAUAUCUUCCCGUAUCGUUUAAUCAGGCUAUUGGGGCUACCACCCCAUUUUUCACUGCAGUGUUUGCGUAUUUGCUGGCUUUUAAAAUUGAAGGUCGGCUUACUUAUGCUACUCUGGUUCCUGUUGUUGCUGGUUGUGUCAUUGCUAGUGGGGGGGAGCCGAGUUUUAAUCUUUUCGGUUUUUUAAUGUGUAUCGGUGCUACGGCGGCACGCGCAGUCAAGUCUGUGGUUCAAGGGAUUUUGCUAUCUUCUGAAGGGGAAAAACUUCAUUCUAUGAACCUCUUAAUGUACAUGGCUCCAGUAGCAGUUGCAGUCCUUGUUCCUGCAGCUUAUUUUAUGGAGGGAGAUGUGGUCGGAAUCGCAAUUUCCCUUGCAAGGGAUGAUAGGAAAUUCAUAUUCUAUCUGAUCUUCAAUGCUUCUCUAGCAUAUUUUGUGAAUUUGACCAACUUCUUGGUCACUAAGCAUACCAGUGCUUUGACACUGCAGGUCUUGGGAAAUGCAAAGGGAGCUGUUGCAGUGGUUAUUUCAAUUUUGAUAUUCCGGAAUCCUGUAUCAGUGACUGGGAUAUUUGGAUACAGCAUCACUGUAAUUGGGGUUGUUCUCUACAAUGAAGCCAAGAACAGGAGCAGGAACAAUUGA
Messenger RNA from Dovyalis caffra, 918 nucleotides. The record is from the annotation of a GenBank genome assembly. Lineage: Eukaryota; Viridiplantae; Streptophyta; Magnoliopsida; Malpighiales; Salicaceae.